AGCGCCGCGUAUUAUUCAGAUUCAGACACGCUUAGAGAAGAAAAGAAAAUAGAGAGAACAAUCUGGAACAAAAACCAACAAUACAAUCGCUCACUGCAACUUUAAUCAGUGGCAGCAACAAAACCACGUUGUGUGAAUAAUAAUAACGUGUCAUGGCGCACAAUAGCAGCAACAGCACCGCGGCCGUGGAUGGCGGUCGAGUCAACAGCCCACGUUACCUCGGCUCAAUGACUCGCCGAGCCCAUUCGUUCAAACGCAAGAACAACAACCAUGAAAUUGAGCUUCAAAUCAACUCGCCCAGAUCCCCCUUGGCUCCUGCUGAAGGGUCUGUUUUGAAAAGGAAUAAUAUUCACCAUCAUCAUGUGAGCCACAAGGAGAAAAGGAACAAGUUUGGGCACUGGGUGUUUUUUCUCUUCUGUGGGGUGUGCUUUUUUGUGGGUCUUCUCAAGAUUUGUGCCACUGCCUGGUGGUUCCGAUCUUCAGUACACAGUACACGUGAAUCCGUUCAGGAACUGUCUGACUCCAUUAAUAAUCGAAAUCUAAUGGAUCAAAGCUCCCAUGGUUAUGCACAUAGGGAGGGAGCAAAUGAGGCUGAAAGAACUCUAAAGAUUGUAACUGCGGGAAUGAUUGACAGUCACAGUGACAUGGCUGAAGAAUCAGGAAUCUGGUCUAAUCCCAACUAUGAGAAUUUCACCCAGUGUAUAGACCUGUCAAGAAAUCAUAAAAAGCUUGAUGCGAAGACCAAUGGCUACAUUCUUGUUAAUGCUAAUGGUGGCCUGAAUCAAAUGAGAUUUGGGAUAUGUGAUAUGGUUGCUGUUGCUAAGAUUAUGAAGGCAACGCUUGUUCUUCCUUCUCUUGAUCACACUUCGUACUGGGGUGAUGCAAGUGGCUUCAAGGAUUUGUUUGACUGGAAACAUUUUAUCGAGACACUGAAGGAUGAUGUCCAAGUAGUUGAGACAUUACCACCUGCAUAUGCUGAAAUUGAACCUUUCUCCAAAACUCCUAUAUCUUGGUCUAAGGCCAGUUAUUACAAGAAUGAGGUUCUUCCUGUACUAAAGCAGCACAAAGUGAUCUAUUUCACCCAUUCUGAUUCCAGGCUUGCUAAUAAUGGAAUACCAAGCUCAAUACAAAAACUAAGAUGUCGUGUAAAUUAUAGAGCACUGAAAUAUUCCUCUCCAAUUGAAGAAUUUGGAAACAAAUUAAUAUCCAGAAUGCGACAGAAUGACAGUCCUUAUCUUGCGCUUCAUUUGAGGUAUGAGAAGGAUAUGCUUGCAUUUACAGGCUGCAGUCACAAUUUGACUGCAGAGGAAGAUGAAGAACUACGGCAGAUGCGAUACGAAGUUGGUCACUGGAAGGAGAAGGAGAUUAAUGGGACUGAGAGGAGAUUGGCAGGGGGUUGUCCAUUAACUCCCAGGGAAACUUCCCUAUUGCUCAGAGCACUAGGUUUUCCAUCACAAACCAGGAUUUAUUUGGUAGCCGGCGAAUCGUAUGGUAGAGGAAGUAUGAAAUACCUUGAGGAUGAUUUCCCCAACAUUUUCUCUCAUUCCUCUCUGUCUUCCAAAGAAGAGUUGAAUCCUUAUAAGAAUCACCAGAACAUGUUAGCUGGUAUAGACUAUAUUGUUGCACUUCAGAGUGAUAUAUUUCUCUAUACUUAUGAUGGGAAUAUGGCAAAAGCAGUACAAGGUCAUAGGCGCUUUGAAAACUUCAAGAAGACCAUCAAUCCAGACAAGGCAAAUUUUGUUAAACUCGUUGAUAAGUUGGAUGAAGGAAAAAUUUCUUGGGAGAAGUUCAGGUCCAAGGUAAAAAUACUUCACAAAGACCGAAUGGGUGCUCCAUAUGUUAGGGAACGUGGAGAAUUUCCUAAGCUGGAGGAAAGUUUUUAUGCAAAUCCUAUGCCAGGAUGUAUAUGUGAAACAAAAACAAGAUUAGAGACCUCACAGUAGGUUGUCUUUCAUAUGAUGCCAUGAUGAGAGUUCCUUGUACAGAGCAUUGUGGCCGUCCAAUAGGUUAUUUUCAGUACUUCUGUGUUGAGAAAGCAGAAUGUGAUUGUUCAAAAGCUUGGUUAUAUCACAAGUGCUAUGUAUUGGGGCAGGCUGCAUGUUUUUUCAAUACUUGAGUGUUUGAGAAGGUGUACAUGCUUAUAUGGGACCAAGAAAAAGGAGUAAAAGCUGCUA
Vigna angularis (adzuki bean) is the source of this 2174-nucleotide messenger RNA. Its product is annotated as O-fucosyltransferase 35. Gene Ontology annotation, cellular component: Golgi apparatus; chloroplast; cytoplasm. The transcript is spliced from 9 exons. The coding region runs from base 153 to 1943 and encodes 596 amino acids. Lineage: Eukaryota; Viridiplantae; Streptophyta; Magnoliopsida; Fabales; Fabaceae. The record is from RefSeq and is a predicted model, not a curated record.